Messenger RNA from Pocillopora damicornis (cauliflower coral), 810 nucleotides. Its product is annotated as EGF-like repeat and discoidin I-like domain-containing protein 3. NCBI's taxonomy places the organism in Eukaryota, Metazoa, Cnidaria, Anthozoa, Scleractinia, Pocilloporidae. The record is from RefSeq and is a predicted model, not a curated record.
AUGAUUUCUAGCAAUAGAGACUCUCUAUCUCGUCCGGUAAUAACUCGCAAUCAUCGCCAGCUUAAAGGCUUCACGUUUAACACAUUUCACUCCGAAAGCUUGGUAUCAUGUGGUUUGCGAUGUCAGAGAAACCCUCGAUGCCUGUCCACAAAUUUCCGAGCAGGUUCAAGUUUUUCUGCAGAAGGAAUUUGUGAGUUGAACGACGGAGAAAAAGAACUGAAUUACGAGGAGGGAACAAUUUAUACUCAGUUUUCUGACCUGAAGAACGACUGUCAGCUGACCGGCUGCUUUAAUGCAGGCUCGUGCACUUUCAAUGAUGCGUUAAAAAUGUUCAACUGCGAAACGUGCCAAGUGCCACUCGGCAUGGAAAGCGGAGUUAUUCUUGACCAGCAAAUCAGCGCCUCGUCAAGUUACGAUUAUGCAUACAGCGCGCGUAAUGGCAGGUUAAACUUCACGCCGGUCAGAGGUAGGGCUGGGGGGUGGUUAUCACAAUAUCUAGACACUGCUCAGUGGUUUCAAGUGGAUUUGCUGAAAACAACGAGGGUGACAGGCAUAGCGACUCAAGGGAGAUCUGGGUUCAACCAUUGGAUUACGAAAUACAAACUACAAUAUGGCGAUGAUGGAAAGACCUUCAGAUUUUACACAAGUUAUGGAGAGAAUUUGGACAAAGUUUUCCUGGGAAACACAGACAGGGACACAGUUGUGUAUCACGAUCUUAACCCGGUCAUUGAUGCUCGCUUCGUUCGAGUUCUUCCCAUGGAAUGGGAGCGGUACAUCUCCAUGAGAUUCGAACUCUAUGGUUGUAAAUAG